GGUAUUGAUCUGGGUGUUACUCUGGGUAUUUGGGUAUUGCUCUGGGUAUUGAUCUGGGUGUUACUCUGGGUAUUUGGGUAUUGCUCUGGGUAUUGAUCUGGGUGUUACUCAGCCUCGGGGAAGGGCACGUUAUGCAGACUUGGGGAGUGGCAGUCACAUGACUGUCUGUCCAUCAAGCCAAAAUGCCCCGGUGAGGACUUGGAGUGUUUGCAGACAGACUGCUGCGCUGACAUUCAUCUCUCGCCGAACAUGCAAAGUGGAUCUGGCGUGAACCCUGCGCUCGUGCUCCCGGCUCCUCUCGUCGCUUGUGGAAUGGCUGCAGUCUGGCAGCAGGUGCUGGCAGUGGACGCAAGGUACAAUGCUUAUCGCACGCCUACGUUCCCCCAGUUCCGCACACAGUACAUCCGCCGGCGCAGCCAGCUCCUCCGUGACAACGCCAAGUGCGGCUUUGAGCCGGGCCUGCGCCGGCAGUACCUGCGGCUGCGAGCCCAGCUGCUGGCUUUGCGCUACGGCCCGCUGUCAGAGCAGAGCAGCUUCAGAGCCAGCAGUGUGCGGAGCUCCCGCACCACACUGGACCGCAUGGAGGACUUUGAGGAGGACUCCAGGACUCAGGGCACGCGAGGUCACCGUCGGUCAGUGAGUCGUGGUUCCUACCAGCUGCAGGCCCAGAUGAACAGGGCGGUGUAUGAGGAGAGGCCCCCAGGCGGCCUGGUCCCCACCUCUGUGGCAGAAGCAAGCCGGGCCAUGGCAGGAGACACCACCCUGAGUGAGAACUACGCCUUUGCCGGCAUGUAUCACAUCUUUGACCAACACGUCGACUCAGCUGUUCCUCGCCUGCAGUUUGCCAACGACGACAAGCAUCUGCUUGCUUGCUGCUCAUUGGACGGGACCCUGUCGAUCAUGACACUAUCCCCGCCCCCACCCACUGUAAAAGUAACGCUGAAAGGGCACGCAGGGCGUGUGACUGAUUUUGCCUGGUCGCUUAGCAACGACAUCAUCGUGUCCACGUCGCAGGACGGCACGCUGCGCAUCUGGAACACGGAGGACGGCCGCUGCAUCCGUGAAGUGGUCGACCCAGAAGGCAGCGAGCUGCUGUGCUGCACCUUUCAGCCAAUGAACAACAACCUCACCGUGGUUGGCAACAGCAAACACCUGCUGCAGGUGGUGAACAUCUCCACGGGGAAGCGGGUGAAAGGAGGCUCCAGUAAGCUGACGGGCCGGGUGUCGUCGCUGUCCUUCGACGCCCCGGGGCGGAUCCUGUGGGCGGGGGACGACAGAGGGAGCAUCUUCUCCUUCCUGUUUGACAUGGCCACAGGGAAGCUGACGAAAGCCAAGAGGUUGGUGGUGAGUGAUGGAGGCUCCAUCUCCAGCAUCUCUGCCCGCUCCUGGAUCAGCCGGGAGGCUCGGGACCCGUCUCUGCUCGUCAAUGCCUGCAUCCACAAACUGCUGCUUUACAGGGUCGUGGACAAUGAAGGCACCCUGCAGCUGAAAAGGACUUUCCCCAUCCAGCAUGGCACCCAGCCUCUUCACAGCAUCUUCUGCCCCCUCAUGUCCUUCAGGCAGGGGGCCUGCGUUGUGACUGGCAGCGAAGACGCAUGUGUUUACUUCUUCGACGUAGAGCGCAACACUAAGGCCAUUGUGAACAAACUGCACGGUCAUGGUGGCCCUGUCCUGGACGUUAGCUUCAACUGUGAUGAGAGUCUGCUGGCGUCGUCUGACACUACAGGCAUGGUCAUCAUCUGGAGGCGUGAACAGAAGUAACCACGACGAUGCCUAUCUUCUGCUGCCAUGGUUACAGCAGCUUCUAUGUUCAUCUGUUCCAAUCGCAUACAAUUGAGAAUUCUGAUCUUGCUGUAACCAAGUUUGACAGAGGGACGAGAGAUCCAGUCUGGUGACUGGUGUAAUGGUGGUUCAAAUUAAUUGAAGCUACUGGUUUGUCAAAGUUUUACAUAUCCUGUCAUCCCUGCGCAGUGUUUGUCAGUUUAGUCUGAGUGAGAUGCUUGCUUGAAACUGUGGAAAAUACAUCUGUGCUUUGCAGUUCGUGUUAAAUUGAAGUUAGUGACAUAAUGAAGGAGGGUUAUUUAAUACUGGUGUAUUGUGUAGGAUCUGUGUGUGUGCAUGUGUGUGUUUGUAAGAAAAUGCGUGCUGGUGGGAAAUACUGUUUAAUACUAAUGAGAUGUGUGGCUCAACACUAUGUAUUUAUGCCUGAUAAAGGAACACUUUAAUGACA
Electrophorus electricus (electric eel) is the source of this 2230-nucleotide messenger RNA. RefSeq names its product WD repeat domain 13 (gene wdr13). Lineage: Eukaryota; Metazoa; Chordata; Actinopteri; Gymnotiformes; Gymnotidae. Gene Ontology annotation, molecular function: protein binding; promoter-specific chromatin binding. Gene Ontology annotation, cellular component: nucleus. The record is from RefSeq and is a predicted model, not a curated record.